GAUUCUGUUUUUGUAAGGUUAUGUUAUUCACAACACGUGGGCACAUAGAUUUAUUAGAGUUCUUUUAAAAUAUCACAAAAAAAUAGUAUUCAUUUAGAAAGAAAACGACAGAAGUCGGAAAAGAGUACAGUUGCAUAAAAGAAAAUAAACGGUAUUAGAGAAUAAAUAGAUUAUCAAACAUUAUGUCUAAACGUCCAGAACGUUUGGCACCACCUGAGGUGUAUUAUAAUGAAACGGAAGCUAAGAAAUACACACAAAGUUCUCGUAUGAUAGACAUUCAAGUACAGAUGUGUGAACGUGCUAUCGAACUUCUUGUAUUACCAGAGGAUCAGAGUUGUCUACUUUUGGAUAUCGGUUGUGGAUCAGGUCUCAGUGGCAGCGUAUUGGAAGAACAGGGACAUGUAUGGAUAGGUGUUGACAUUUCUUCAGCCAUGCUGGAGGUGGCUGCAGAAAGAGAAACAGAUGGUGACUUAAUCUUAGGGGAUAUGGGUCAAGGAUUACCAUUUAGAGCUGGUGCAUUUGAUGGUGCUGUUAGUGUCUCUGCUCUGCAAUGGUUGUGCUAUGCAGAUAAAGCUUCACACAAUCCUACAAAACGUUUAUAUCGUUUCUUCUCAUCAUUGUUUGCAUGCUUAUCAAGAAGCGCCAGAGCAGUGUUACAAUUUUAUCCGGAAAACAGCGAACAAGUUGAAUUAAUUACUGCUCAAGCUAUAAAAGCCGGCUUUUUUGGUGGUGUAGUAGUGGAUUUCCCAAAUAGUACAAAAGCGAAGAAAAUGUUCUUAGUUUUAAUGACUGGUGGAGCUGUUCCACUUCCAAAGGCAUUAGGUACAGAGAGUGAAGAUAGACAAACCGUGGCUAAUUCAAGAAGAGAAUAUAUGAAAAAAGCCAGGGGUAAAACAUUGAAGAAAAGCAGAGACUGGAUUAUAGAAAAGAAAGAAAGGCGACGGCGACAAGGAAAAGAAGUUAGAGAUAAUUCUAAAUAUACUGGACGAAAGAGAUCUGGGCGAUUUUGAGAUAUAUUUAUAAAAUGUUAUUUUCAAAAUAAUUUUGAUUUAGUUAUUAUUUUAAUUUUACAAAUAAAAUUU
Messenger RNA from Linepithema humile (Argentine ant), 1082 nucleotides. Its product is annotated as 18S rRNA (guanine-N(7))-methyltransferase. Gene Ontology annotation, cellular component: nucleolus. Gene Ontology annotation, biological process: rRNA (guanine-N7)-methylation. NCBI's taxonomy places the organism in Eukaryota, Metazoa, Arthropoda, Insecta, Hymenoptera, Formicidae. The record is from RefSeq and is a predicted model, not a curated record. Gene Ontology annotation, molecular function: rRNA (guanine) methyltransferase activity.